GAACAGUGCUGCUGGACCGUUGGGCUGCAGCGCCGUGGGUUGAGGGCGGCGCUGUGACUCCCGCUGUGGCCCUGGCGCGGUGGGCGCUGCCCGAAGCCCGCUCCGCGCCCCGCAAAGCGAGGGGGGGAAGCGGCGGCCGCGGCUCCAGCACCACAUGGCGGCGGCAUUAGCAACACAAACGCCGCCUCCGGCUCCGGCCCCGCCCCCCGGGCGCUCACGGCCGCUCUAGGCCGCGGGGAACAGCGACUCCCGGCCCGGAGACUCCUCCUCCUCCCGCGGCGCCUUCGGAGUCCCCGAACGGGCGCUGCGCUCCCCGCCAUGCCGCGCCCGGGCCGCUGCCCCUCGUCCCGGCUGCUGCCCGCGCUGCUCUUCCUCGCCUUGCUCGGCAGCGGCGGUGCCUCGCUGCCGCCGGGAUGCAAACAAGACGGCCGCCCCAGGAGCCCCGGCAGGUCCCCGGCCGAGGGGAAGAUGGUCUGCAGCAGCCUGGAGCUCGUUCGAGUCCUGCCGCCCGACGCGCUGCCCAACAGGACGGUCACCCUGAUUCUGAGCAACAAUAAAAUAUCGGAGUUGAAGAAUGGUUCCUUUUCUGGAUUAAGUCUUCUUGAAAGAUUGGACCUAAAGAACAAUCUUAUUAGUAUUAUAGAUCCAGGUGCUUUUAUGGGGCUUCCAUCUCUAAAAAGACUAGACUUAAGUAACAACAAAAUAGGCUGCCUGAAUGCAGAUAUAUUUAGAGGACUCAUAAAUCUUGUUAGAUUAAAUCUUUCAGGGAAUUUGUUUUCUGCACUAACGCAAGGAACCCUUGAUCAUCUUAACUCACUAAAGUCUUUAGAAUUUCAAACUGAUUAUCUUCUAUGUGACUGUAACAUUUUGUGGCUGCAUCAGUGGUUAAAGGAAAGAAAUAUAACAGUGCGUGAAACUAAAUGUGCUUACCCCAAGUCAUUGCAAGCACAACUAGUAACAUCAGUUAAGCAGGAGCUUCUAACAUGUGAACCUCCUCUUGAAUUACCAUCUUUCUACAUGACUCCAUCUCAUCGUCAGGUUGUCUUUGAAGGAGACAGUCUGCCCUUCCAAUGCAUGGCUUCAUAUAUUGAUCAAGACAUGCAAGUACUGUGGUACCAGGAUGGGAAGAUUGUUGAAACUGAUGAAUCUCAGGGUAUUUUUGUUGAAAAGAACAUAAUUCAUAAUUGCUCACUGAUUGCAAGUGCCUUGACUAUCUCAAAUAUUCAAGCUGGAUCCACUGGCAACUGGGGUUGUCAUGUGCAAACCAGACGUGGGAAUAAUACAAGAACUGUAGACAUUGUGGUGUUAGAGAGCUCUGCACAGUAUUGCCUUCCAGAGCGGGUUGUCAACAAUAAAGGAGAUUUCAGGUGGCCUAGAACAUUGGCAGGCAUUACUGCAUACCUACUGUGUACUCGUUACUCUGCUGGCAGUGGGAUAUAUCCUGGCAACUCUCAGGAUGAGAGAAGAGCUUGGCGCAGAUGCGACAGAGGAGGAUUCUGGGCAGAAGAGGACUAUUCUCGGUGCCAAUAUGCAAAUGAUGUUACUCGAGUCCUGUAUAUGUUUAAUCAGCUUGGUGAUGUGAUGGUGGACAUUGCAAGUAACAUUAUGCUAGCUGAUGAACGUGUUUUGUGGAUGUCACAGAGAGAGGCCAAAGCUUGCACUAGAAUUGUACAAUGUUUACAGAGAAUUGCUAUGUAUCGACUAGCAAAUGGGGCUCAAGUUUACUCAACAUACUCUCCAAAUAUUGCUCUGGAGGCUUAUGUAAUAAAGGCAACUGGCUUCACUGGGAUGACAUGCACUGUAUUUCAGAAAGUGGCUGCAUCAGACCGUACAGGACUUUCUGACUAUGGGAGAAGAGAUCCAGAUGGAAACCUAGAUAAGCAAUUAAGCUUUAAGUGCAAUGUUUCAAAUACACUGUCAAGUUUGGCAUUAAAGAACACUAUUGUAGAGGCUUCUAUUCAACUGCCACCCUCCCUUUUUACACAAAAGCAGAAAAGAGAAAUUAGGCCAGCAAAUGAGUCCAUCUACAAGCUUCAACUUAUUGCAUUUCGCAAUGGAAAACUUUUCCCAGCAACAGGAAAUUCAACAAAUCUGGCAGAUGAUGGGAAACGACGUACCGUAGUAACACCAGUUAUUCUCACCAAGAUAGAUGGUUUAAGCCUCGCCAGUCAUCACAUUGCUAUUAACGUGACACUGCGACGUAUUGCUCAUGGAGCAGAUGCUGUUGCGGCACAAUGGGACUUUGAUUUGCUCAAUGGUCAGGGAGGAUGGAAGUCUGAUGGAUGUCACAUUAUCUCUUCAGAUGAAAACAUUACCACCAUUCAGUGCUACUCCCUCAGUAACUAUGCAGUCUUGAUGGAUUUGGCAGGAGGUGAAUUGUAUACCCAACCAGCUGCUCUCUUGCAUCCAGUUAUUUAUGCUACUUCUAUAGUUCUGCUAAUGUGCCUCUUGAUGAUCAUAGUCAGCUAUAUAUACCACCAUGGUGUGAUCAGGAUCAGCGUUAAAAGCUGGCAUAUGUUAGUUAACCUGAGCUUCCAUAUUUUCCUGACAUGUGUGAUGUUUAUUGGAGGUAUAACUCAGACCAAAAGCACCAGCGUCUGCCAAGCAGUUGGGAUAAUUCUGCAUUAUUCUACUCUUGCCACAGUACUGUGGCUGGGAGUGACAUCUCGUAACAUCUACAAACAAGUUACUAAAAAAGCGAAGAGGUGUCAAGAUCCUGAUGAGCCGCCUCCUCCACCUAGACCAAUGCUCAGAUUCUACCUUAUUGGCGGAGGAAUCCCUAUCAUAGUUUGUGGGAUAACAGCAGCAGCUAACAUCAGGAACUACGGCAGCAGGCCUAAUGCCCCAUAUUGCUGGAUGACGUGGGAACCGAGCCUAGGAGCCUUUUAUGGACCAGCUAGCUUCAUAAUUUUCAUAAACUGCAUGUAUUUUCUCAGCAUCUUUAUACAAUUGAAACGACACCCUGAACGCAAAUUUGAACUUAAAGAGCCAGCUGAAGAACAGCAGCGUUUAGCUACCAGUGAACAUGGGGACCUGAAUCAUCAGGAUUCAGUGUCAGUCUCACUGGUUUCCACAUCAGCUUUGGAGAAUGAGCACAGUUUUCAAGCUCAGCUUCUGGGAGCAAGCCUCACUUUGUUUUUGUACGUUGCUUUGUGGAUUUUCGGGGCCUUGGCAGUUUCUCUGUAUUAUCCCAUGGACUUGAUUCUUAGUUGCUUUUUUGGGGUCACGUGUUUAAGCCUUAGUGCCUUUCUUAUGACGCAUCAUUGUGUUAAUAGGGAAGAUGUCAGGCAUGCUUGGAUAACAGCCUGCUGUCCUGGAAGGAGCACAUACUCAGUGCAAGUUAAUGUUCAGCCCUCUAAUUCUAGUGGGACUAAUGGAGAGACUCCUAAGUGUACCAACAGCAGUGCGGAAUCUUCGUGCACUAAUAAAAGUGCAUCAAGCCUAAAAAAUUCUUCUCAAGGUUGUAAACUAACCAACAUACAGGCUGCAGCAGCUCAAUGCCAUCCUAAUUCUUUACCACUGAACACAGGUCCUCAGCUUGAUAACAGUCUGACUGAGCAUUCAGUAGACAAUGACAUCAAAAUGCACGUGGCUCCAUUAGAGAUACAGUUUCGGACAAAUGGACAUCAAAGCCGGCACCAUAAAAACAGAAGUAAGGGACAUCGCGCAAGCAGGCUUACAGUGUUGAGGGAGUAUGCAUACGAUGUCCCCACCAGCGUGGAAGGAAGUGUUCAAAAUGGCUUAUCUAAAAAUCGACAAAGCAACAGUGAAGGACAUUCAAGGAGUCGAAGAGCCUAUUUAGCAUACAGAGAACGCCAGUAUAACCAGUCCCAACAAGAUAGCAGCGAUGCUUGCAGUACACUUCCAAAAAGCAAUAAAAAUAGUGAAAAACCCAUUGCUACAAACAACAAAAAAGAUGUUCUGAAGAAACCAAUAGUAGUUGAACUUGAAAGCCAGCAAAAAUCAUAUGGCUUAAAUUUAGCCAUUCAGAAUGGACAACUUAAAGGCAGUGGACAGGAUGGACCCUUGCUCACUGCAGACAGCACUGGCAAUAUUAGGACUGGGUUAUGGAAACAUGAAACUACUGUGUAGCAAUAUUGUACUUCAUCAUGGGAGAAACUCAUGUGAACUGUGAUUCACACAUUCCCUUAAGCUAUUAAUGCUUUUAAAAACUGUUUACAAACAAUUGGUACUUCAUUAGAUAGGAGAAGAAGAGAAUCUGCCAUACAAAAUAUUUUAUACAUUUUGGGAGUAUCUUGGGUGUUUUUUACAAAGAAACUUCUUCUCUUCUGUGAAUUUUUUUUUUUUUUUUUUUUUUUUAAGCAUCAGGUCCGGUUUGGAGAUGCAGACCAGAACUUUUUUAAAAAAUUCUUACAGAUCGCCCCCCACGUGUCCACAACACAUUUCAAGUUUGUAUUCAAAUGUGUAUUAAAGAGUAUUUUCCCAGCAAGCAUUAUGUAAUGUGCAAGUUUGUCAAGAUUAUUAGCUGUAGUAUGUCUUUUUGGAUUUACUACUUAAUUUCAAUGUCUGGGAAUUUUACCACAGCUUUUAGUUGCUUUAAAAAAAA
Molecule: messenger RNA, 4567 nt
Organism: Trachemys scripta elegans
Lineage: Eukaryota; Metazoa; Chordata; Testudines; Emydidae
Gene: ADGRA3
Product: adhesion G protein-coupled receptor A3
Exons: 18
Coding region: 319-4092 (1257 amino acids)
Biological process (GO): G protein-coupled receptor signaling pathway; cell surface receptor signaling pathway
Cellular component (GO): external side of plasma membrane; plasma membrane
Molecular function (GO): G protein-coupled receptor activity; protein binding
Source: RefSeq, a predicted model, not a curated record